Cladophialophora psammophila CBS 110553 is the source of this 843-nucleotide messenger RNA. RefSeq lists its product as uncharacterized. The record is from RefSeq and is a predicted model, not a curated record. Gene Ontology annotation, molecular function: zinc ion binding. The coding region runs from base 1 to 843 and encodes 280 amino acids. Lineage: Eukaryota; Fungi; Ascomycota; Eurotiomycetes; Chaetothyriales; Herpotrichiellaceae. The transcript has a single exon.
AUGACUUUGAAGCAGUCUCAAUCUUCAUUACUGAAUGUCAUUCUCAAAACUCUUUCACACCUCUCUGAGUCAAAAGCCUCUCGACAAGACAAUCAGGUGCCAACUCAUCCGCCGAAUCAUCCCCAACAUGCCGCUCACAAUGGCAUUCAAGCUCUCCCUGUAUCAGAUCGGGAUAGAGCUCGAUCGGUCUUCCUAACCCUCCACAUGCUAUUCCCUCAUGAACUCCUUCCUGCUCUUGAUCUUUUGGACCGAGGCUUGGUUACAAAACUUGUGGUGGAGCCUCCGGCGUUAAGGACAGACGAUCAAGGCGUCGCCGAAGGGAGAAGUUCUGUGGGCGAAGAUCGCUCCGUGCUCGAAUGCUCUGACCUGCAACUUCGACUUCAAUCGAACGAAAAAGGCUGGGAAAUCUUUUAUAUCCGAUCAUCAUCCACUGUGGACAAGCCUAUGUCGAAGACACGAUUCCAUCCUCGCCGCAGAAACACUAGCACGACGGGCUCGAUCUACGAAGUCCGUCUCGACAGUUGGAAUUGUACUUGCCCAGCCUUCAGCGUCAGUGUGUUUCAGAGCUUGAAUCUGCAAUUUGAUCAAGACUUUAGAGCAAACGAAGAUGAUGUUGAUGUUGGUCGAAUCGGCGACUCCAAAAGGAAGAUGAAAGAUGAUUGGAAAUUCGGUGGCACCGCCACCAUCAAAAUGGGCAGAAUACCAAGUUGCAAACACCUUGUGGCCGCAACCAUCGCGAAAGCUGCUCCGAGUCUGUUCACAGACGGCGUGAAAGAGACUAUAGUCUCGAGGGAAGAGAUGGUUGCAUGGGGAGGGGGAUGGGGAGAGCAUGUAGGCCCCUGA